Gilbertella persicaria is the source of this 657-nucleotide messenger RNA. Its product is annotated as HAUS augmin-like complex subunit 4-domain-containing protein. Bases 1 to 657 code for a protein of 218 amino acids. The record is from RefSeq and is a predicted model, not a curated record. The transcript is spliced from 7 exons. Gene Ontology annotation, molecular function: microtubule minus-end binding. Lineage: Eukaryota; Fungi; Mucoromycota; Mucoromycetes; Mucorales; Choanephoraceae. Gene Ontology annotation, biological process: spindle assembly. Gene Ontology annotation, cellular component: HAUS complex.
AUGACCAACAUACAACAAGAGCAAGUGGAGCAUUUCAAGAACAAGAUCUUGUUGACUGAACUAAAAAAGUUUGAGUAUGACAUAAAUACGUCCUCUAUACCAGUGCAAGCCCUUGUUAAGGAAGCAAUACAAUUGAAGCAUAAAAAAGUAAAAGAGUUUAUGUCUGCAUCAUCUAUAACAUCUGUUCAAGAUAUCAAACAACAAAUAAAACAAGAUGAACAAGAUCUGGUAGACAAAAGAGCAUUGGUAGAGAGUAAAGUAGUCUACUAUGUCAAGACAGUACUUAACAUUCUUGAUGUGACAUGGUCUGUUAUUGAGCAAUUCAAGUACAAAGCAGAAAAAGACAAAAACAUUCAAUUCGACAAUUAUUAUACUUCACUUGUAGAUACACUGCUUAUCAAAGUCAAGAUAUUACAUACAAGCGUUCUUAUGAACACAUAUCAAGGCCAAGAAUUUAUCACUGCAUUAGAAUCACUCAAGAAUUUAUUGGAAGACAGAUACAUGGAAGCACAAACCACAUUGGAAUAUAUAACAAAACAAUUAACAGAAUACAAUGAUAUUGGGCCUGAAUUCAAGACAUUAUCCACAGCAUAUCAUGGGUUACUCUAUAAAAUACAGGCCGCAAAGGAUGAUAUUGAGAGAAUGAAAAGAAACUAA